Molecule: messenger RNA, 1701 nt
Organism: Grus americana (Whooping crane)
Lineage: Eukaryota; Metazoa; Chordata; Aves; Gruiformes; Gruidae
Product: leukotriene C4 synthase-like
Exons: 7
Coding region: 600-1037 (145 amino acids)
Biological process (GO): leukotriene biosynthetic process
Cellular component (GO): membrane; endoplasmic reticulum; nuclear envelope
Molecular function (GO): glutathione transferase activity; glutathione peroxidase activity; enzyme activator activity
Source: RefSeq, a predicted model, not a curated record
GCCGGAGCGACCAGCUGCCAAGCCGUGCUGUAACUGGGGACAGCUGGGCAGUCGGCACAGAUGGCGGCAGCAGGAUGAAGAGGAGGACCACGGCUAGCCCUUGCUUCCAGCCCAUUGCGUGGGGUUGUGUGCGGCGGAGGCAACCUCGGCAGGUCUAACCUGGUGGUCUGCCAGAAUUUUCUGUGGGAACACGCUGCAUUUCCUCGCAUUGCUGUGGCCGACAAAACCCAGAUAAAGUUACGAAAGACGCUAAUGGUUCUCGCAAGCAGUUCCAUGGGUUUGGAUGUGUUCAGUGGCUGCAAAAGAAUUCGAAGGGAAAGGAAGCACAAGUGCCAACCAGAUUAAAAAAUACUUCCAUAUUUUUAAAAUACGAUUGAAAGGACGAGGUGCCUCCAUGCUUCACAGCUGAAGGUGCAUAUGGUAAUGGACAAGCCAGACUCCUCCUUGGUUUAAGCACCACAUAGAAAUCUUCCCUGUCCAGUUAGACCAAACCUACACUAUCAGCUACCACAGCUGUCUGCCACAUCAACAAGGACUAAAGCUGUCCAGAGGAACUUCUGAUCAAGAAAUCAGAUUUUCUAGGGUCCGGAAGAGUCGAUAUGUUGGAUCGGAUUCAUCUGCUGGCUGCCGUGACAGUCCUGGGAGUCCUGGAGCAAGCCUACUUCUUCCUCCAGGUGAUCUAUGCCAGGAGGGCAUUUGGCAUUUCUCCUCCAAAGAUCUCAGGCCCACCUGAAUUUGAGAGGAUCUUUCGAGCACAGGUGAACUGCUCUGAAUAUUUUCCCAUCUUCCUGGCACUUCUGUGGCAGGCUGGACUCUUCUUCCAUCAAGGUCUGGCUGCAGCCUUGGGUCUGCUCUAUCUCUACGCCCGCUACUGCUACUUUAUGGGAUACAAAGCAUCGUCCUCGGAAAGGCUCGCCCCGAUAUACUUUGGCACCGGAGUUCUCUGGAUUCUCGUUGCAGCAUCAGUGCUGGGCAUCUUGCAUUUCUUCCUCUCUCACUACAUGGGGCUGAACCUCCUGCAGCUUCUCACAGCGUGACCCACUCCUCUGUCCCUCAUCCGUGUCCUCGCCUUCGAGUCCUGCUCCCUCCUGCCGCAAUAACAGACUGGCUGUAACUAAUACAGCUCUCAGCAACAAAUCCACCCUCACCUGAGUUUUUAACACCUCACUCCCCACUGCCCAGUGCCGGCACAAACCACUGAGCUCUUCAUGAGGUAUUUUUUCCCCACAGCACUCUGUGUGCCAAGUGCUCCAUAUCAGACAGCUCUGCCAUGCCUUAUGCGGAAACAACGCUCCAAAACGAGGAUUUUAGGAAAACCAGACACAUAAAAGCAAACUCAUCUCAGCCUGAGCUUCCCAGGGGGCUGCUCCAUGGAAUCACCAUGCAUUCCCCUUCCUCCUGUGGUUCUGCUUUCAGCCCAGGCACUAUCCAUGGGUUCAUGCCAGUUUUCCAAGGCCCACACCUAAGAAAGGCAUUUGUUUGAAAACAAGUGUAGGCUGAGGCAUAACAAAAGAGGCGAGGGAUAAACAGGAGCAACCACCACGAUGUUGUGCGAAAGUCUGUUAGUGCCCUCGUAAUGGUUACUAGCCAUUGCCCGUGGGCGAUACUGUAAAUCAGACCAAAUUCAUAACCUCUACUGCAUGUACAACUCUGAAUACUGCCAAGAGACAACGUGCACAAAUAAAAAGGCAGUGAGCUUGC